Messenger RNA from Cricetulus griseus (Chinese hamster), 1830 nucleotides. The record is from RefSeq and is a predicted model, not a curated record. NCBI's taxonomy places the organism in Eukaryota, Metazoa, Chordata, Mammalia, Rodentia, Cricetidae.
CCAGUAGAAAUAGAUAUGAUUGUAGGAAAAGACCGGGAAGGUUUCUUUACCAACGGUUUGACUCUUGGUGCAAAGAAGUGUUCAGUGAUCAGAGAUAGUCUAUACGUUGAUGGUGACUGCACAAUGGAUAUCCGGACAAAGAGUCAAGGUGGGGAGCCAACAUACAAUGUUGCUGUUGGCAGAGCUGGUAGAGUCUUGGUCUUUGUAAUGGGAAAAGAAGGGGUCCAUGGAGGCGGAUUGAAUAAGAAGGCAUACUCAAUGGCAAAAUACUUGAGAGACUCUGGGUUCUAGCUGCUAGGCAGACUGUUAAGUAUUAGGGGAAAAUUGCUCUUAAAUUUUCCUAGCUGUAAGCUUAAGUCUUAAUUCUGGAAAUUUUAUUAGCAAUGCAGGGUGAUGGGAUAUGAACCUGUGUCUCCUUUGUAUCCCUCUGUUGGUGGGGAAAGGUGUCUUUCUUUCUGCUCCUUCCCCUUAAGUAAUUGUGUUCACUUUUGUUUUGUUUCCUUGUGUACUCCAGCAUUGGUUAUAGUCAUGGGAAAGGAAGGUGUCCACGGAGGCACACUUAACAAGAAAGCGUAUGAACUUGCUUUAUACCUGAGGAGGUCUGAGGUGUAAGCAGCCUCUCCCAUCUACCUACCAACUGUCUUCAUCACCACCCCAAUUACCGUCACAGUGCUACCAGAUUGUAGAUGGUAGCUAGUUUUCCUUUAACUGUUUUCUAAUGUCACAAUUCCCAAAGGGUCAUUUGUAUGUUAACCAGUGUGUGUAACCAACCUUUAUCUGGCAUCAUAAUUGCAGCACAAUAAUGAUUUGCAUGAUAUCUUGAAAUUGGGGAAGGGGGCAUGCCGAGUUGGGCAUCACUUUGUCUUAGCAAUUAAUGGGAUACUGAUUACUAAAAUAAGUUAAUAUUAAGCAAGGUGCCAGUUGUACAAUCUCUAAUUUGAUCAAUGUCUUUUCAGCACUUUGAGCAUUUACUUGGCUCAUUUAGUCUUCCUUUUGUAGCGCAUGGUUGGGAGGAAAAAGUGCAUGCAUCUUUACUUCACUCUUUUUUCAUCCCCUCCCUUUGAACAUGAGGUAUUUGGUUUGCUUCCAUUCUCUUUUGUGUAGUGCCUGGUUUAUUUAACCUAAUUAAUACCUCCUUUGUUGAUGAGCUAUUGAAAGCUGCAGUGAUUUGCUUUUAAUACUAUGAUUGCACUUGAGACAGACUAUUUGUAGUGUCUGUAGGAUAUGAAGAGUGCAACUGUCAAGAGCAAAGGCAUUUCCUCCCAUGACCUUACUACAGUAACCAUACUGAUCAAAUUCCCAGGGACAUUCUGUCAUUGCAGUAGCUCAGACUUCUUGUCUUUUCUUUGCACACCAGCUCUAUUCUUGAGUAAAAUUGUAAAAGGCUGCCAUUAUGGAUAUUAGGUAUCCCAACAUAACCAUCUGGAGUGUGUCCAGUUUAUUUUUCAUAGGACCAAUUUUUAUUUGCAGCUUAGGUUUUUAUAUGAAGUUGCAUUAUUGUGGACUUGGCUGUCUUGUGAUGUAUUUUUUUCAUAUGUAUUCUGUGCCAUACUAUUGUUAAAAUGAACUGUUGCUAUUGUGAGAUGGAUUUUCUUUCGAAUGGCACUUCUUUAGGGACAUUCUAGUAUUUGCUUCUAUUGUUUGGGCAUUGUGGAUAAUGUACAGAUUUAAAAACAAAUCUUGUUGCUGAUUUGUCCAUUUCUUUCCCUGCACUUUGUUACAUCUGGGAUACAGUCUAACUCAUCUGAUUUAAUAUGCAUUUAAAAAAAUGCCAUAACUAUUAAACACCUUGUUUACAGACAGAUGAAAUAAAUUUAUUCCAACCAAAUA